UUUUGAAAUUAUUAAUUUAACGAGCAUAAUAGCAAAGUCUGUCGGCAGUCAUCUUGGCACUGGAUAGAAGUUUGUAUCGCGCAUUAAAAGUCAUAAUUUUAUUUGUUUGUGUCUUAAAUAAAGGAGUGACGCAAAAGUCAUGAGGAUCCAAAAUCAAAUUGGGUUUCUGGUGCUUAUAGCGGUAGCGGCUACAGGAGUCAAUGCUGAUAAAUAUCUAGCGGAAAAACCUGAUUUUCUAACUCCCUGCAAGCAAACAGAUCCUGGAUUUAAUCGUUGCUUUGCCAAAAACUUCCAAUCAUCUUUCACCAAUUGGAAUGAUGGCCUACCUGGACUGAAAUCUUUGGGUUCUUUCGAUCCAUUACAUGUGAAAAGCGUUACAAUUGCUGAAGAUGGCAGCGGCCCAGUAUCCAUAAACAUCGGUCUCACGAAUCUAGUGCUUACUGGACUUAAACAUACAACUGUUGAUGAUGCUAGCUUUAAUCCCACCAAACUUAUUACAAAAGUAAAAUUUACCGUUCCAAAAGUUCAAAUUGAUGCGGACUACAAGGUAAAAGGUCGUGUCCUCACUUUACCUUUAGAUGGUAAUGGUAAAGCAAAAAUUGUUAUAGAGAAACUAAAAAUGGAGGUUGCCGUUCGCCUUAAGCUUCGCAAAGAAGAUGGCGCCUUAUUUACGGAUGUGGAAAAAACUCGAUUGGAAAUUCAUGAAGUUGGUGGCUUCCAGCUGAGACUGGACAACCUUUUUAACGGACAAAAGGUUCUAGAAGAAACCGCUACUAGCCUCUUCAACGAUAACUGGAGGGAUCUGUACGAAGUAAUGAAACCUUCUAUAAGUGCCACUGUUCAGACAGUUAUGAACGAUCGCUUUUCAAAAAUUUUCCACUACGUUCCAGUGACUUAUUAUAUCUCAGAUAUAGAAGAAUAGAAAAAAGUCAAUUGCAGGUACAAGUGCAAUCAAAAACUUUCUACAUGUAAAAAAAUUGUUUGUCUGUUGUAAAUAUUUUCGUUAUAUUUAGUUUGUAAGUUACAAAAUGUGAUUGGUAAACUUAUGGCAUUAUUCACAAAACUUAAUAUAGAAAAUUUUUUUUCAAUAUGUGACAGAUUUUCUUUAAAGAACUGCCAAAAAACCUUUUUUAAGGCUUUAUUAGGUUUUGUGAAUAAGGCCAUUAGUGUCUAACCUAAGACUAAGGUUUAAGGUUAAGAGAAAUAAAAAAAUGUAAGCAAUUUUUUUAAUUUCAACAUUUACAAAUAUUUUCAACUUGAAAACAUACAAGCGCGAUAAGUACUUUUGUUAUAAAUUUAUCUAUUAUUUAUGAAGCUUAAUAACAAAAUUUCAAAAAAGAAUUUCAAUAAAAGCAAAAUGUCAAUGAA
Stomoxys calcitrans (stable fly) is the source of this 1368-nucleotide messenger RNA. RefSeq names its product protein takeout. NCBI's taxonomy places the organism in Eukaryota, Metazoa, Arthropoda, Insecta, Diptera, Muscidae. The transcript is spliced from 5 exons. The record is from RefSeq and is a predicted model, not a curated record. Bases 140 to 922 code for a protein of 260 amino acids.